CCGAAAGGAGAUUAGCCAAGUAGACUCAGAGACGCAGAGCUAACGCCUCCCCUGGACAGUAGCUAGACAGAAAACGGAAAGCCAAUAAAAGAGAGAGAGAGAGACAGACAAGGCGAAGGACGAGAGGAGCUGCUACAGUAUGGGGGAGAGCUACAUGUACCAGAAACUCCCCUACACCAGAGGAGAGGAGGAGGGGGAGGAUGAGGACGAAGAGGAGCGAGACGGGAGGAUCAGAGAAAGUGUCGGGGGACAAAUGAUGCAGUGUGAGGAGGGCACCGAGUGGCUGCUGGAGUUGCUGACAGAUGUGCAGCUGCAGCAGUACUUACUGCGGAUCCGUGAUGAGCUCAACGUCACACGACUAUCCCACUUCGACUACGUCAAGAAUGAAGACCUGGAGAAGAUCGGCAUGGGACGCCCAGGUCAGAGGAGGCUUUGGGAGGCAGUGAAGAGGAGAAGAGCCCUUUAUAAACGCAAGUCCUGGAUGAGCAAGGUGUUUCCAGUGAAACGUCCCGACACUGACCCCCAGCAGCCCGUCCCUCAGGGGGCGUCGUCCAGCGCGGCACCAGCCAGUAGCGAGCCGGGAGCCUCGCUCACCUGCCUGAUCAGAGAGUCGGAGCUGCAGCUGUUCGAGCGGCUGGGAGAUGGCACGUUCGGGGUGGUACGGAGAGGAGAGUGGACCGGGCCCAACGGCAGAGUGUUGUCAGUGGCAGUGAAGUGUCUGAAGGCAGGCGUGCUGGAUUCAGACGGUCUGGAUGAUUUCAUCAGAGAGGUGAACGCCAUGCAUUCGCUGAGUCACCAGAACCUCAUCCGCCUGUACGGCAUCGUCCUCACACAGCCAAUGAAGAUGGUGGUUGAGCUGGCCCCUCUGGGUUCCCUGCUGGAUCGUCUGAGAAAGCGUCAGGGUCACAUCCUCAUCUCCUUUCUGUGCAACUACGCUGUGCAGGUGGCGUGCGGCAUGGCCUACCUGGAGCAGAGGCGUUUCCUCCACAGGGACCUGGCUGCACGUAACGUUCUGCUGUCCACCAAUGAAACAGUGAAGAUCGGAGACUUUGGCCUGAUGAGGGCGCUGCCAACACACACCGACCAAUACAUCAUGGAGGAGGGCCACAAAAUCCCUUUCCCGUGGUGUGCUCCGGAGUCUCUGAAGUCUCGCACUUUCUCCCACGCGUCUGACACCUGGAUGUUUGGGGUCACACUGUGGGAGAUGUUCACCCACGGACAGGAGCCGUGGCUGGGCCUUAAUGGGAGCCAGAUUCUCCACAAGGUGGACGUGGAGGCAGAGAGGCUGUGUAAACCAGACGACUGUCCUCAGGACAUUUACAACGUCAUGCUGCAGUGCUGGAGCCCCAAACCCGAGGACAGGCCGACCUUUGUCGCCCUCAGAGACUUCCUGCUCGAGACCAUGCCUACAGAUAUGAGAGCGCUGCAGGACUUUGAGGAGGAAGGCAAGCUCCAGAUUAAAAUGAACGACAUCAUCACCAUAAUAGAGGGGAGGGCAGAGCACUACUGGUGGCGAGGUCAGAACAGGGGGACGCUGCGUGUCGGCCAGUUCCCUCGUCACGUGGUGACGUCUGUCGCCGGUCUCUCCGCACACGACAUCAGCCAUCCGCUCAAACACUCCUUCAUCCACACUGGACACGGAGACACGGACCCUCACAGGAGCUGGGGACAUGCAGAUCGCAUCGACAGUCUGUAUUUGGGGAAUCCCAUGGACCCACCUGAUGUCCUUGGGAUAGACUCGGGCAUCUCGAGGCCGACCAAACUCCCCAACCGUGCCAAGAAGCAACCUCCUCCUCGUCCGCCUCAGCCGGCCGUUCUGCUGAAGAAGCCGUUCUACGACUCUGUGAUGGACGAUGACGAAGACGAUGACGACCUCAGUGCCUCGUCUGGGCUGAAGAGGCUGGGAGUGUCCCUGGGUCUGAAGCUCCGGCCGUGGGAGGGGUCCGGGAUGCGCACGGCCAAAAGCGAGGUGUCGCUCAUCGACUUCACCGAUGACAGCUUCAGCUCGACCACGCCCUCGCCGCUCACUGAGACGAGGCAGCCAGAUGAGGACACACUGAAGGACACUCCGUCCAUCCUGGACUGGCCCCUUCCUCAGCCAGCUUACGACGAGGUUACCGCGGAGCUCGAGGACCAAUCAGAGGACCAGGAGGUGCGGUCUAUCAACAAGGGAUUGACUGAAGAGACCGCGGUAACGCCCGGCGCCACCAUGGCAGGCAGGAGCGAGUCGCAGUCAGCUGACCUCUUCCAAGAACUGCAGAGAGAGGUGAUGGUGAAGCUGCAGGUUCCCAUGGCAACGGGCCGCUCCCUCCCCUCCUCCCCUCUCCCGUUGCCCCUGGCUCCUUUGGGCCCCCACCGACAGAUCUGUCUGCCUCCUCCUUCCCCUUCAUCCACCUCCACCUGCUCCUUCGCCUCCUGCUUUGAGGACCGCCCGGUGUUGCCUCCUCGCAGCCCCGUCCCCCCGCUGCGUCCCUCUAGGCACAAUCUCUCCACCCGCACCAACCACCCGCAGGCGCGCUCCAGCUCCAUCUCCCUGGGUGACCCAGAAGACACGCCUCCACAGAUCCCACCCAGAGACCACGCCUUCUCUCAGCCGGGCUCCCGCUCCUCCUCUCCCCUCCCACUGGUGCCGCCACUCUCUUCCUCCCCCGUGACCCUGCCCCCUCCUCCCCUCUCCGUCUCCCCACGCCGGGCGUCCGGACUCCUGGGUCCCCUUCUGUCCUCCAACUCGUCCACCUCCUCCCUGCCUCAAGUCACAUCGCAUUCCUCACGGCUCGCAGCUCGUGGUUCCUCCUACGCAUCCAGCUCGUUACUGGAUCCUUUGGCCUACCGUGAGGGGCGUGGCCUUUCCUCACUGAUUGACAGCCCCCAGAGCUCUGCUCCCACCCCGCUGCCUGAACGCCCAGCUUUUCUGGAAAGAUACGGCGCAGCCAACAUGGCGGCAGUCAAACCCAUGAUGCAGCAGCCCGGUGGAGCCAAACCAAACUCCUCCUACAACAACAACAACGGGCGAACUGCAGCUCCCAGCGUGCAACAGGAGCAGAGCAUCACACAGGUCCAAGGAGCAGUUCACGGUGUCACGCUGGAGGAGUGUCAGGCAGCUCUGCAGAGUCACAACUGGAGCAUCCCUCAGGCCAUAAAUCAUUUGAAGGUGGAGCAGUUGUUUUGUCUGGGUCUGCGGUCGAGAGCCGAGUGUGAGGAGCUUCUGCAGCGCUGCCGCUGGAACCUGGAGGAGGCCAGCACGCUCAUGCUGGACACAUACGGACCACAUCGAAGCAUGAAGUGACAGCAGGAGGACACGCUGAGCGUCAAUCGACUGUUGAAGAGCUCCUUUGGAUCAACACGUCCGUAAUGGAUGACUCACCACUCCAUGGACUCGAGACACAGUGAUGCUUUUUAAUGAAUUGAGGGACAUAAGGCAGUAUAUGUGCCUCACAAUGUACUGUGAAUAUAACUACCUGUGUCAUACACAUGCAUGGUCAUAUUAGCAAACAGCAGCGUGUUGAAUGAGUCACACCAUUUACUUGAACAAUUGCUAUUUAUGCUUUUGUAUUAUUAUAUAAUGUUGGGAAUUUA
Molecule: messenger RNA, 3576 nt
Organism: Micropterus salmoides (largemouth bass)
Lineage: Eukaryota; Metazoa; Chordata; Actinopteri; Centrarchiformes; Centrarchidae
Product: activated CDC42 kinase 1-like
Exons: 20
Coding region: 140-3286 (1048 amino acids)
Biological process (GO): protein phosphorylation; signal transduction
Molecular function (GO): protein serine/threonine/tyrosine kinase activity; ATP binding; protein tyrosine kinase activity
Source: RefSeq, a predicted model, not a curated record